GAAGAACAAGCUCAUAACACCUGCCAGCACUAAUUUAAUGCAAAAUUCUAAUAUUGCCCGGAUUUGUCAUUCCGGAGUUUUCAGAGGAGGAUUUACUGGUAAAUGGAAACGUAAGAGAUUUCUAAAGCAUCACGUAAUUCCUAUUGACUAUAAUUAGAGGAAAAACUUUUUUGACAACUUGCGAAUCCUGAACAAAGCAGCGAAGCCGAAUUACAAGUUGCCUACAGAGAUACACAUUUCUACUUUUAGUUUGGAAGUCUAACGUUACUCAACGCCACGUUACUGUCCAUCGACAUCGCCAGCAGAGCCAACCUGCAUUUCAAGACUCCAAAGGUUAACACUGCUGUCAUUGCUAUGGAGACCACCCAAGCCCUCCUCCUCUUUCUACUGAGUUUAUGUGUCUACAGUUGCCAUGCCAAUGCACGGACUGCUCCCAGAGUGCAUUUGUCAUACAAAGAGCUGAUGGAGACACGGACGGCACGGCCUUUCUCCUUCUCCUUCAACACCAGUGACUACCGCAUCCUGCACAUGGACCAGGACCAGGGUCGUCUCUACCUGGGCAGCCGGGAGUACCUAGUGGCCCUGGACAUGCACAACAUCAACAAGGAGCCCCUCAUAAUUCACUGGCCGGCCACUACCCAGAGGAAAGGAGAGUGUAGAAUGACUGGAAAGGGUGGGCGGGGGGAGUGUGCAAACUUUGUGCGUCUGAUCGAACCCUGGAAUCGCACACACCUGUACACCUGUGGCACAGGGGCCUACAAGCCCAUCUGCACCUUCAUCAACAGAGGAUGGAGAGCAGAGGAGUACCUGUUCAGGCUGGUCCCUGGCUAUGUGGACUCAGGGCAAGGGAAAUGUUCCUAUGACCCACUGCAGGAGAAUGCUGUGGCCCUUAUCAAUGGGAAUCUGUAUGCAGGAGUCCACGUUGACUUCAUGGGCACGGACCCGGCCAUCUUCAGAACCCUGGGAGACAGACCUGCCGUCAGGACUGAGCAAUAUGACUCCCGCUGGCUGAAUGAGCCUGUGUUUGUGAAGAUCCAGCAGAUUCCUGACAGCUCCGAGAGGAACGAUGAUAAGCUCUACUUCUUCUUUCGGGAGAAGAGCCUGGAUUCGGCUGGGGGGGGUAGCCCCAGUGUCCUGGCCAGGGUGGGCCGAGUAUGCCUGAAUGAUGAUGGGGGUCAGAGGUCACUGGUCAACAAGUGGACGACCUUCCUGAAGGCUCGGCUGGUGUGCUCAGUGAUAGGCAGUGAUGGUGUGGAGACCUAUUUCGAUGAGCUGAGGGAUGUCUUCAUUCAGCCAACACAAGACGAACGCAAUCCUGUCGUGUACGCUGUCUUUUCCACUGCGGGGUCUGUGUUUAAGGGCUCAGCCGUGUGUGUGUACUCUAUGUCCGACAUUCGCAAUGUCUUCAAUGGCCCCUUCUCACACAAGCAUGGACACAACUACCAGUGGACCCCCUACACUGGAAAGAUCCCCUACCCUCGCCCUGGAACGUGUCCAGGAGGAACGUUCACCCCGGGCCUCCGCUCCACCAAGGAGUUUUCGGAUGAGGCAGUGAACUUUGUGAGGGCACACCCCCUCAUGUACCACCCUGUCUACACAAUACACAAGCGCCCUCUGGUGGUCCGAACUGGGGUGGACUACCGAUUCACCUCCAUCGUGGUGGACCUGGUGGAUGCUGUGGACGGGAGGUAUGAGGUGCUCUUCCUGGGCACAGAUCGUGGGACAGUCCAAAAGGUGAUAGUACUCCCUAAAGACACUAGCACAACAGAAGAACUCACAUUAGAGGAAGUGGAAAUGUUCAGGACUCCAGCUCCUAUUAAGACUAUGAAGUUAUCAUCAAAAAGGCAACAGCUGUAUGUGUCGUCAGAGAGGGGGCUUACCCAGUUGUCCCUGCACAGGUGUAGCGUCUAUGGGAAGGCCUGUUCAGACUGCUGCCUGGCCAGAGACCCUUACUGUGCCUGGGACGGGGAGACAUGUGCCACCUUUAGCCCCUCCACCAAGAGGCGAAGCAGAAGACAGGAUAUUAAGCAUGGAAACCCCUUGCGGCAGUGCAGAGGGUUCAAUGCAAAAGUGGAGAAGCGUCUCAGUGAAACGGUGCAGUUUGGGGUGAAGGGGAGCAGUACGUUCCUGGAGUGCCAACCUAGAUCUCCACAAGCGACAGUCAAAUGGCUCUACCAGACACCAGACGGCAGGAGGAAAGUGCUGAGCCGAGACGGAGAGGUGCUGAAGACAGCUCAUGGCAUCUUGCUCAAGUCUCUGAGCCACGCUGACAGGGGGCUGUACCACUGCCUGGCCACUGAGAACAACUUCAAGCACACGGUGGUCCGCGUGGCCCUCCGCAUCCUGGACCGAGAGAUAGUGGAGGCCCUCACCUCCCUGGAUGCCCCGCUGGAGGACCAGAACCUACAUCACCACCCGCACCCCCACCACCCACCGCCCCUGCCUCAAACUCUGCCACUGCAGUUCUCCUCCCAGCCGGAGAUCCGCCUCAUCAACCAGUACUGUCAGUCCUACUGGCAGCAGUUCAACCCCAACCUUCCCACAAAACGCACCAACAGGAAGCAUGUCAAGAGCCAGCCAGAGCCAGCCCCAGGGGGCCCUAUCCCCUCCUAGACUCCUUCUCUCCCCUCUCCUUCACAGGUGCCUGGGCCAGGUCCUGGAGGGUCACAGUGGCCCUCCACACUGCAGAGUCACUCACUCAUGUUGUGAUGUUGAUGUUGUUAUGUGUAUUGUUCAUCCCAUUCCCAUUCAGGGUUCGUCUCCAUGGGCCCAAUUCUGACUUUAGAUCAGUGCACAUAGCUAUGUGCUUUCUUGUAAAUCCUCUAUUGAUGUCAUUGAGAGUUGAGGUCAAAUUCGAGUUACACGCACAGAGGGUUUGGUCCUAAAAAUCUUUCAUUUAUUUAGCAAAUGAACUGCCCUAUUCAGUCCAAAUUAGUAACUAGUAACCUGAAUAUAAUCCCUGAUCCUAUAAACCUGGGUAUUAUCAAUUGGAUUGCUACUUAUGUUAUAGUAUGUCUCACUCAGUAUAAGCAGUUUUAGAAACUGCAGAGGAUUGUUAGUGUACACAAGAGUUGUCUAGCAAGCACCAUGGUAGUUAGGCGAUAGGGAGACCCUAUCAUAUGACUUAUUGUAAAACCAUACUUUUACAAUCCAUUUGUUCCCCUGAAUCCAACAUUUUCAAAAAUCAGUGUUUCAAACAUUCAUUUGAACUAAUUGAUGAAAAAUGGGCAAUUUUUGUAUUACAUAAUGUGUAUUGUGUUUCCAUUGAAAAUAUAGUAACAGUAGAAUCCUGCCAAUGUCAAAUCAGGAAGAAUAUGGCUCAGUUUUUCAUCCGCCUUUUAUUAAGAUUCUGAUAUAGCAAUGAGGUGAUCUAUUUCAGCAAAUUUACAUUGUUUUGAUUGUGUUUUUAAAAGGACGUAUCACAGAAAAUGUGGAUAAUCAGAAACUCCUGCUUAAUUUGACCAAACGUAUUUGUUAGCAGGAAGAAACUGACCAAAUGAGUCUCUACUUGUUUUUAUUUGUUGUACUCUUUGGGUUUAUGCAUAUAUA
Molecule: messenger RNA, 3549 nt
Organism: Oncorhynchus masou masou (cherry salmon)
Lineage: Eukaryota; Metazoa; Chordata; Actinopteri; Salmoniformes; Salmonidae
Product: semaphorin-3F-like
Exons: 18
Coding region: 355-2613 (752 amino acids)
Biological process (GO): negative chemotaxis; positive regulation of cell migration; semaphorin-plexin signaling pathway
Cellular component (GO): plasma membrane
Molecular function (GO): semaphorin receptor binding; chemorepellent activity
Source: RefSeq, a predicted model, not a curated record